CCCUUUGCAGCCCUUUAUGCAUGCGUUUCACUUUGAACCGAUUUACAUUAAAAGUAAUGUACAUAUGUACAUAUACAUAUGACACAGGACGCAAUGCAACAGUGUUGUUUCUGUUGCAUUAUAUAUUCUACUUUAUGCAUGUACUUUUGGACAUUAAUAUGUGUGUAUACUAGUGUUAUAAAUUUGAACUGAAAAAUUUCAGAAAAAUCUAGUUCGUUCGAUAAAAUUCUUUUACGUAAAUACUAGCGUAUUGUUAUAAGUGUGUAAGAACUCAGAUGAUGACCAAAUAAUAUCAACUGGUUGGCAGCAGAUGCAUUUUUGCACUUUAUCAUAUUGUAAUUAAAGAUUGAGGAAUGGCUGAAAAUGCUUCUUCAUCAAAUGUAGAGGAAAAGACUACUUCCUCAGCUAUGACACAGUGUUAUGAAAAUUAUAUCAUAGUUGAUGUUGGUGCCAACCUUACAAAUAAAAAAUAUAGCAGAGAUUUAGAUAGUGUAAUUCAAAGAGCAAAGGAUGCUGGUGUACAGAAAAUUAUGGUAACUGGUGCAAGUAUUCGAUCUAGUAAAGAAGCAUUGCGAUUGACAAGAAUAUAUCCUGGUACUCUUUAUUCUACUGCUGGUGUGCAUCCUCAUGAUGCUAAAUCAUGGGAAAAUCCAGACACUUUACAAGAACUUGAGAGUAUAGCUAGCAAUCCUGAAUGCGUAGCAAUAGGAGAAUGUGGUUUAGAUUAUAGUCGUGAUUUUUCUGAUCCUGAAACACAACGUGCAGUGUUUCAUAAACAAGUAGAACUUGCGAGUCAAUUAAAUAAACCACUAAUAAUACAUGAAAGAGGAGCUCAAGCAGAUGUUUUAGAAGUUUUAAACCAUUAUAAGAAUUGUUUACCACCAGUUUUAAUUCACUCCUUUAUUGGAACUGCAGGGGAAGCUCAAGUAUAUUUAGAUCACGGCUUUUAUUUAGGGAUUACUGGAUAUUUGUGUAAAGAUAAAUCUGAUAGUGGAAUAAGACAAUUACUAGAAAGGGGAAUUGCACCUUUAGAAAGAAUAUUAAUAGAAACAGAUGCUCCAUUCAUGUAUCCUAAUACUAGAGCUAGUAAACUACCCGCACAUGUUAAAGAUGCUCUUACCGAACGAUCUAUGACAUUUCUUCAUCGUUAUUGUACUUUUCAACGUAAUGAACCAUGUGCCUUACCAGCAAUAGUGGAAAUGGUAGCAGCAUUUAUGCAAAUUACUCCGGAAGAAGUUGCUUUAGCCACUGCUUUCAAUGCUUUGAAAUUGUUUGGCUUGAAUCAGUAACAUUAAAAAUUACUUUUCAUCUGAAGAUGGUGCUAUUUGGUGCUAUUUAACAGCUGGGUUAUUCGAUUAAGAAAAUAUUGCCUCUUUCUAUGUUAAAAAUUAUCAUUUGUGUGUCUGUACAAGUGUACAUCUUACAAUAACAGUAACACAUAUUAAUAUUGUUACAAAACAGCAAUUGUGACAAGUAGUUCGUAUAAAAUUUUUACUUUAUUUAUAUGUUAAUAGAUUUUGCCUUUUAUAUAUGUUAUUCAUAUAUUUAUACAAUAUGAAACAUUUCAUUUAUUAUGGUAUAAUAGAUGUUUUUUAAGAAUAUUUAUGAAAUACAUAAGAGACCGAAAUCGUAUAACUUUAUUGUUGAUGUUAUAUUUUCGUAUAAAUAAAUUGUUACACUGAUGUACAA
Molecule: messenger RNA, 1689 nt
Organism: Megalopta genalis
Lineage: Eukaryota; Metazoa; Arthropoda; Insecta; Hymenoptera; Halictidae
Product: 3'-5' ssDNA/RNA exonuclease TatD
Cellular component (GO): cytosol
Molecular function (GO): single-stranded DNA 3'-5' DNA exonuclease activity
Source: RefSeq, a predicted model, not a curated record